Molecule: messenger RNA, 1844 nt
Organism: Oryzias latipes (Japanese medaka)
Lineage: Eukaryota; Metazoa; Chordata; Actinopteri; Beloniformes; Adrianichthyidae
Source: RefSeq, a predicted model, not a curated record
AAUUGAAUCACCAAUUUAGUCAAUUAAUCGUUUAACCCAUAGUAAUUUAUGAAAAAAUGUUAGUUGCCUGCAAAUUAGGACAAAGACUAGCAUCUAAUGCAACAUUAGUUUUGCUGCUUUCAGAAACCUAAUUUUCAAAGGUCAUCAUUUACAAACUUAAAUUUUCUUUGUUGAAGUGGCUCUGCCCUCUGCUGUUGUAUAAUGUGCAUACCUUCAUUCACUGGGUUGAGCCAGAAGAUCUAUACAGGUCCUUUGUAAAAAUGUUAAAGUACUGUUGCUUUUGUUUUUUUCUUGUCUCCUUGAUGUUGUCACAAUAAUUGAAGUAUUUCCAACAUCUUUACAGAAACUUCGUCUUUCUAAAUUUUUUCUUUUGCACAGUUCACAUAUCUGGUCUGAUGAUAAUUACAGUGGUUAGACGUUAAGACAUUACAGCAGAUUCUCUGAGUAACAGGAAACCUCCAGUCCUGCACUUUAAAAUGUUUAUCUAUACACUUUUUUAGACAUUACAGCAUCAUAAUUAGAAGAAACAGGCAUUUAAGGGAGUUUAGCACCAUUUCCUCGGUUAACACCUAAGUACUUCAUUUAGAACAGAUGUUUUAGGUUAAUUUUUUUGCGUUUCUUUCUGCCAUAUGAUUGGUUAGCUCCUUCUGCGAGCAAUACAUAAGUCCACGCUCCCAUCAAAAAAACGGCAGUGAAUUUACCCCCAAAGCACAUGCGCUUCAGGUCCUUAUUGAUUCACUGGAAAAAGCUGAAAGUAAUUGGAACUUUUAAGCUUAGAAAUGAUUAUCAUAUUGCUACUGUCAUGUAUCACCCUACUGGUGUCUGCUGUACCGGUUGCCCCAAACACCCAUGCCCGCAUGCUGCCACAAGGAGGAGCCACUCAAAGAAUCCAUCCUGUUCAGAGCACAAACCAUAAACCUGAGGUUCAGACUCCAGCUCCUCUUUCUCCCAUCCAAGAACAAGCACAAUCUGGGAUUCCCCAGCAGCCAGAUCCCCAGGCCGUCCUCGAGCCCAGCCCCUCAUUGCCACAGCACACCUGGUAUCCACAGGGGGGCAGCACCCCAAUCAACCCCAUGCCUCAGAAUGUGCCCCCAUUUCUACCUGCCAACCAUCUCACACUAGGACAGCUGCCUCUGCAGAUGUUUCCACCUUAUGGUUUCUAUCCACUAUUCGCUCCACCCUAUGGCAAUCAGAUGUUCUCUCCUUAUGGCUUUCCAUCGAUUCGCGAGUCACCUUUUCUUCAAGCUCCAACACAGCAGCUGCAGAACAAUCCGGCACCGCCUGCAGAAAAUGUAGUUCCUGUAGGAGCUGCACCUCAGCAGACACAGCAACAGAACCCACCGAUUGUAUACAUGUUACAGCAGCCCAUGAACCCUGCAAUUGGAGGUCUUAGCUCAGAGGAACUUGAGAUGCAGGCGAAAUUGAACCAGAUGAGCGUGUACAGUGUGCUCACAAACCUGCCUGCAGGUGCUGGACCUGUGCAACCCGAGAACCAAGCCGCUGGACUAACAAACCCUGGGGAGCAAGGUGCCACGCCACAUGUGGGAGGCUCGGCAGCAGGAGUUCGCUCAUUACAGGGCCCGGCAUGCUCCAGAUCACUGCUGAACUCCAACAGUGUGCCUGCAGGUGUGAAGACUGCAGUGCCUGAGGCUAACGCCGUCCAGACUCAGAAUCACGCCAAGAGUCUCCCCACAAAUCGAAACUUAGUCCGUAGCAAAGCUAACUGAUAGGAAACAAGAAAGUGCUCAGUGUAAUCUGUGUCUGUCCAAGUGAUGUUCAUAUGUUAUUGUUGUUGCCUUUCAAUAAGUAGAAUGAAAUAAAAAAGAAGCACAAGACAAACCAAA